Molecule: messenger RNA, 2046 nt
Organism: Rotaria sordida
Lineage: Eukaryota; Metazoa; Rotifera; Eurotatoria; Philodinida; Philodinidae
Source: the annotation of a GenBank genome assembly
AUGGCUUCAACAACUAUACUAAAUGAUGAUGAUGAUGAAUUAAUAUCUACACAUGAAACUGCACCUUUAAUUAUACAAACUCAAGGAGCUUCUUUACCAUCGGAAUAUGCUAGAACAAGACAUUCGGCUUGUUGGGAUUUUCCUGGUCGUUGGGGUGAAGUAACUCGUAUUGAUCUUUCUGCUUGUCCUACGAAUUCAACACCAGUAUCAACCGUACUCAAUGAAGUAUAUGUUUCUACAACAUCAAUAGAUUCUGAAAUAACUUGUAAAGAUCGUAUUCGUAAUUUAAUUCAUCGUAAAAAAGAUAUUGAUAAAAGUCACAAAUUGUUGGGUGAAUGGCAUGCAACAGCUAUUGCUGGUAAUGAUAUUUCUUCAUCAUGUCUUUAUACUGCAGGAAUAUGUGCACAAAAAGCUGGUCAAUAUUCAUUUAUUUCCUUAUAUCUAGUAGCUUUUGUUCUUUAUUUAUUUCGUAAUAUUUAUGCUGAAGUUGGUCUUGCUCUUCCGUUAAAUGGUGGUGCAUAUAAUGUUUUACUUAAUUGUACAUCAAAAUUAAUUGCAUCGGUUGCAGCUUGUUUAACAUUAGUUUCAUAUAUAGCUACAGCUGUUGUAUCAGCUAGUUCAGCUAUUGCUUAUGGACAAAAUUUAUGGUCUGGACUUGAUCCAUCAUGGGCAGUUAUGGCUUUAUUAGGAUUCUUUUGUUUAUUAACAUUAUUAGGUUUGAAAGAAUCAGCAAAUGUUGCUUUAGUUAUAUUUGCUAUACAUGUUGGUGCAAUGACAUUACUUUUAAUAAUGUGUUUAAUAAAAAUAAUGCGAUCAUAUGAUUCAAUAGCUAUGUUUGUAGAAAAUUGGCAAACAAAACCUUUAAGUAAUGUUCCUGAAAGUAUUUUUUAUGGAUUUGCAUUAGCCUUAUUAGGUGUUAGUGGUUUUGAAACUUCAUCUAAUUAUAUUGAAGAACAAAAUGUUGGAGUUUUUCCAAAAACAUUAAGAAAUAUGUGGUAUGUGGUUUCGUUAUUCAAUCCAUUAUUUUCAUUAUUGUCUUUAUUCAUAAUGCCACUUUCUGUAAUUCUUCAACAUCGUGAUGAUCUUUUAGCUGCUAUGGGUGAGGCAACACUUCAAACAGGUUCUUCAUUAUGGCUUCCAAAAUUAAUUUCAGCUGAUGCAUUACUUGUUCUAUCAGGUGCUGUAUUAACAUCAUAUGUUGGUAUAACUGGUUUAAUACGUCGUAUGAGUUAUGAUCGAUGUUUACCAAUAUUUUUAUCAUAUACAAAUCGAUGGCGUGAUACAAAUCAUUUUAUAAUAAUUGGCUUUUUUCUUGUUACAAGUUUACUUCAUUUUAUUGUUCGUGGUAAUUUAGAAAGUCUUGCUGGUGUAUAUUCAAUAUCAUUUUUAAGUGUUAUGUCUUUAUUUGCUGUUGGUAAUAUGAUAUUAAAAUAUAAACGUUCAACAUUACGACGAAAAAUUUAUGCAUCUUGGCCACAUGUUAUAUUAGGAUUUUUACUUGUUUUAAUUGGUCUUAUUGGUGAAAUAACACUUAAUUUAAUUCAUAUAAAAUUUUUUCUUUUAUAUUUUGGUAUAACAUUUUUUAUUGUUAUGUUAAUGUUUUCAAGAAAUCGUGUUUUAAAAUUUUUUAUUUAUUUUGGUGGACCAAAAUAUUGGUUAGAAAUGCUUAAUCGACAAUAUAAAAAAAUUGAAGAUCGUCCAAUGUUAUUUUUUACACGAACAGAUGAUCCAUCUGUUUUAAAUAAAGCUAUAUUAUACGUACGAGAUAAUGAAUUAACACAUCUUUUAAAAAUAUGUCAUGUCUAUGAAAAUGAACAACAAAUUCCACCUAUGUUAGAAAUGAAUAUUAGAUUUCUUGAUAGACAAUAUCCAAAACUUUGUCUUGAUUUGAUACUUGUUAAAGGUCGAUUUGAUCCACCAACAGUCAAAUUACUUAGUGAACGACUUGACAUUCCAACAAAUUUUAUGUUUAUAACAUGUCCAGCUGGUAAUUUUUCUCAUCAUCUUGCUGAAAUGGGUGGUAUUAGACUUAUUACUCAUUCGUAA